CACCGUCACUUUCGUUCCCCUUGUGCGUGUGUCAGCUGCUACCGGAAUUUUCUGUCUUUUUCUUAGGUUUUUGUUCAUAUUUAUCUAUAAUUUUAAACUGUAAAAUAGCUUGAUGACAUUAGUUGGGAUACGGUAGUACGAUUGUGUAAAAUGGAUUUAUUAACGCGAAGUUAACGAAAGUGAGGGUAUUGUGUCAUCGUCUGUAGCUGUCACUAUGGGGAAGAAGAGGGUUAAGGACCGCAGCUCCAAAGAGGACGACGAUAUUGACUUGUCAGGUCCAUCUUGUCGACAUAUAAAAAAGGGAACUGACCAAGCCAUUGUGAAGAAGCUCUCUGGGACUGAAGACUGGACAAAGUGCCAGGAUUGCCACAGUGACGACAAAGACGACAAAAACACAUCAGAGGAAACAGAGACGGAGGAGAGUGGACCAAUAUGGAUGUGCCUGAAAUGUGGACACAGGGGCUGUGGAAGACAUUCUGAGAAUAAACAUGCCAUCAAACAUUACGAGACACCGCGCUCGGACCCUCAUUGUCUAGUGGUCAGUCUGGACAACUGGGCUGUCUGGUGCUACAUCUGUGACGACGAGGUGCAGUUCUCUCAGACGGGGCUUUUAGCUCAGCUGCUCACCAACCUCAAGAAACUGACAUCCACAGAAUCAUCCAAGAGGCCAAAUAAAAAGAUAAAGGAAGACGUGUCAGAAGUGGAGCAGAAACUGGAUGCUCUGAAACUAGAAGACAGUGAGGAGCAGGAAGAAAAUAAAGAGAAUGAGGAGCAGCCCAAAAAGAAGGAGACCAAGCGAGAGGGUCCAGCCAAGUCCACCAAGCCCAGCGUCGCCAAACCCAGCGUCACCAAGCCCAGCGUCCCAGAGGAGGGGAGGGGUGUCCCUGUGAAGGGGCUCAGUAACCUGGGCAACACCUGCUUCUUCAAUGCAGUCAUCCAGAAUCUCUCCCAAACCCACAUCUUAAGAGACACUCUGAACAAAGUCAUAGAAGAGAAGAUCACACUUAACAUUCAACCUGAUAACUCUUCUAAUCUGGAGCCAGUGUCAGUCCAUCUGGAAAAGUCUGGACCCCUGACAUUAACCAUGUGCCAGCUCCUCAAUGAAAUCCAAGAAUCUAAGAAGAACGUCGUAACCCCACGUGAUCUGUUCACACAAGUUUGUAAAAAAGCGGCCAGAUUCAAGGGCUUCCAGCAGCAGGACAGUCAGGAGCUGUUGCGCUACCUGCUGGACGGAAUGAGAGCCGAGGAAAUCAAAAGGGCGAGUUCGGGGCUGAUGUCGUCAUUAAAAGAAUCCAAAAAAGGAAGUGAGGAGCAGCUGAAAACACUAGUCAAAGAAUAUGAAAAGAACGCGUUCCCGAAAAACUUUGUGGAUCAGGUUUUUGGAGGGGAGAUGACCAGCACUGUCAUGUGUCAGCAGUGUAAGACGGUGUCAGUCGUCAAAGAGAUGUUUCUGGAUCUUUCUCUUCCUGUUUCUGAUGAGGCCUAUAGGAAAAAGUUCCAAAAGAAACCCGCCCAAAAGUCCAAUAAUGUGGUAGAAGACGAGAGGGACAGCCCAGUUCUGACCAACGGGACCGAUGACAUGCCCAGUGGCAGCAAAUACCAGCAGAAGAAGGCCAAGAAGCAAGCCAAAAAACAAGCUAAGCAACAAAAAAGACAGCAGAAACUUGAUAGUAAAACCUCUUUAGGCAGCCUAACCUCCCCUCAAAGCAAUGGCAACACGCAGCACGAUGAAGAGAACAAAGAGACUGAAUCCCAUGAAGAAAAAGCCAGUGGAGAAGAACCUUCAGGCGAGCUCAUGGACGCCAACUCUGAGCCGAAAGACCAGAACGCUACCGUGGGAGAAAACGAGGAAGAGGAGAAGGAGGACGAGGAGGAAUCAACCACCAGCAACCGCUUUACCCUCCUGUCAGAAGAGCAACCCAAUGGCAGCACUUUAGACAAAACAUCUGACUCCGUUCAAAACGAAGAGACCAAUUUAGAGGAAGAUCUAGACCAAGCGCUUAUAGAAGACUGUGAGAAGGUAGCGGAUGAGAGCAUGGAGUGUCACGAAGGGGAGCCAGUGGAGCCAGGGGAGUCAGGGGAGCCAGGGGAGCCCGCAGAAUACACCGUGGUGAACCAGGACCCAGACUCUGCCUUCCAAACCCUGGCCCAGAGGACGGCCCCGGAGAAGCAGGAGUGUUCAGUGAGGUCCUGCCUGUUCCACUUCUCCGAGGUGGAGACGCUCACCCAAAACAACAGCCUGCUCUGCCUCACCUGCACCAAGCGCCAGCACCGCCCAGGCAAAGGAGGAGAUUCCAAGAAGAAUGUGUACACCGAUGCUUUGAAGCAAAUGCUGAUUUCCUCUCCCCCUCCUGUGCUCACACUGCAUUUGAAAAGAUUCCAACAGAACGGCUUCAGUAUUUGUAAAGUAAACCGGCACGUCCAGUUUCCAGUGGUAUUGGAUUUGGCUCCUUUCUGUGCGCUAAACUGCAAGGACGCGGAGGAGGGGGACUGUAAGAUCCUGUACAGUCUGUAUGGUAUAGUGGAGCACAGUGGGACAAUGCGCUCCGGUCACUACACGGCCUAUGUCAAAGUUCGGCCAAAGUUUGCCCAGUCCCAGUCCAAUGGCAUUUCUGCACAGGGCGAGACGGAGCCUGCCAAAGGAUCCUGGUUCCACAUCAGCGACACCAGCGUCCAGCCUGUGAGCGAGAGCAAAGUCCUGGGCUGUCAGGCCUACCUCCUGUUCUACGAAAGGAUCCACUGAAGCACCGAGUGAGGACUUAAAGGUGAACUGUGUAACUUUUCUGUUGGAGGGUCUGUCAAAUGCUUUUCUCCAAGAAGAUGUUAUUGCUCUUUCUGGAAUGUUUCACAGUAUGGUGUUAAAUCUGUCUGUCUUCAUGGAGACCAAACCAGCCCAAAUAAAAGGUCAGAUCUGUGGAGAGGCGACCCCACUCACAGUCAGAAUACCUGUUUUUCUAGGUAUUUUUGAGCUAUAAAACCACCUGUAAUUGUAAAGUAGAGCUUUUUAAUGUCAUACUGUGGAAUAUUCCAGGCAGAGCAAUGACAUAUCCAUAGAAACAAUCAGGUGAUGAACCCCCAAACAAAAAGUUACAUAGUGCAGCUUUAACCUGAGGACCAGUGAGUGUUUUAAUACGCUUCAGCCUAAUCGAAAUCAACAAUAUCAAGAACAUUUUCCGUUUUCUAUCAGGCAAGUGUAAAGAUCAUGCUAUAAUAAUUUGUACAAAUGUUUAUUUUUUAGCAAUGCCAUGAAAUUAAAUGUUUUAUAAAGAAA
Molecule: messenger RNA, 3271 nt
Organism: Boleophthalmus pectinirostris (great blue-spotted mudskipper)
Lineage: Eukaryota; Metazoa; Chordata; Actinopteri; Gobiiformes; Gobiidae
Gene: usp16
Product: ubiquitin specific peptidase 16
Exons: 18
Coding region: 215-2743 (842 amino acids)
Biological process (GO): protein deubiquitination
Cellular component (GO): cytosol; nucleus
Molecular function (GO): cysteine-type deubiquitinase activity; cysteine-type endopeptidase activity; zinc ion binding
Source: RefSeq, a predicted model, not a curated record